AUGGAAAUAAUCAAGAAUAGCUCUACUUCCUUUGGCGUACCUCAAGACGUCUUCGAUAAGCUCUCGUCAAAGUCUCAAACGGCUAUCGCGCGGCUGUUGGUCCACAAGCCAGAAUCCUUUGACCUUACGAAGUAUCCUACAACGAAACUAGCAGCUGUCCUCGUCCUGUUAUACGAAAAGCCCGAGGAUAAAGAGCUCUACGUCCUCCUCACCACACGCUCCAAGAAACUUCGCUCACACCCAGGUCAAACCGCUCUCCCAGGCGGGAAAUGCGAAGAUUCCGAUGCGGAUGUUAUUGAGACAGCUUACCGAGAAGCCGCUGAAGAAGUCGCCCUACCUUUACAUUCCUCAUCCAUCCACGCACUCUGCAUCCUCCGACCCUGGCUCUCCAAAUACCGUCUCCUCGUCACACCCGUUGUCACACUCCUCUCUGACCUCAGCGUACUCGACACCCUCGUUCCUUCCGAUGGCGAGGUCGAGGCCAUUUUCGAACAUCCACUGGAAGCGGUUCUGGAUCCGGAGUUGGUUCUGGCGAGGAACUUGUGGCUGGCGGAGACAGGUGGAGAGCAUUGGCCUUAUGAAGAGGAGUUAUAUAAUCAUUCCGAUACACAAUACUCUCCUGACGCAGCGUACAGAAUGCAUCGUUUUCGAACUAGUGCAUCACCUAUUAAGGGUCUAACAUCCGACAUCCUCAUAAUGACAGCAGAACUCGCCUACGCCCGCUCACCAACCUACCCCCGCUGGGCACCAGGCCAAGCAACCUCCUUCGCAGGUAUCGCACAAAUCCUCGAACGCGAGCGCGAGGCACACGAAGCCGCCAUCUUACACAAGAAAACUCUCGGUACUGGGAUCUUGAAUGGUUUAGGAGAUGGAAAUGGAGGGGAAGAAAAUAUCUCUCAAUUUUUGGGUCCCAGAAAUUACCAGAUGAAUAUUGGAGGCUGA
Messenger RNA from Fomitiporia mediterranea MF3/22, 942 nucleotides. RefSeq lists its product as uncharacterized. The transcript has 6 exons. Gene Ontology annotation, molecular function: acetyl-CoA hydrolase activity; coenzyme A diphosphatase activity. The record is from RefSeq and is a predicted model, not a curated record. Bases 1 to 942 code for a protein of 313 amino acids. Gene Ontology annotation, biological process: coenzyme A catabolic process. NCBI's taxonomy places the organism in Eukaryota, Fungi, Basidiomycota, Agaricomycetes, Hymenochaetales, Hymenochaetaceae.